AUGGAAGAAGCACAGUUGUCCCAGGAUAUUCUGGUAAAACUGGUCGAAGAAAAGCCCGAAGGUGUCCUUUGCGGAGUGUGCCAUCGUCAGUUCUCAAGAUACUCCUGCCCACGAUGUAACUUGGCAUAUUGCUCACUACCGUGCUUUCGCUCCGAGGCCCACAAUACUUGCUCUGAGGGCUUUUACCGCACGCAGUUAGAGACCGACAUCCGCUCUGCUCCUUCGAAAUCGGCCGAAGAGCGUAAAGAGAUGAUGGAAGUGCUCAAACGCUUCGAAGAAGAGAAUACGGAAGACGAUCUUGACGGGGACGAUGAUGAGGACGAACUUGAGAGCAAGCUCCGUGAUGUCAACCUCGACGAUGCAUCAUACGACGAACUCUGGGAACUCUUGACGCCUGCUCAGCGCACGAAGUUCCUGUCCGCACUGCAAGAUCCGUCUUCGACUUUAGCUCAGGAUCUACUCGCAGCUUCUGGGAACGAAGUCGACGGCCUACUCCCAUGGUGGGAGUCGGACACCGAUGACCCUACCUCCUCCGCCAAUACAGCCUCCUGGAUCUCACCCCAUUCUGCGGCACAACCCCGACGAGCCACGGAGAAGCCGAAGCUUAUGAGUGUACCAGUCUCGCUGGUGAAGCCGCAACAAAGCUCUUUCGCACUUGCAUACAACCUCGUCACUAUGCUUCUCGCAUAUGCGUAUACGUCCCGACAUCUCUCGGCUUCACCGCUGUCCGCUGCAACAGGCCUCAACGGCGAUGCUCGUCAAGUCAUCUGCAGGCUUGUUCCCUUUAUCUCAGACAAGCGAUCUACGACAAAGUUCGAGACACUGGACAGCGUCAUCACGGAUGUAUGGUCGCGGUUUGAACCAGGUUCCAUGGACUCUCGUGCAUUCGCACCAUUACUCAAAGAUGUCGCGAGGUUGCUCCGCCCGACGCCAGUAGUAGAGCUCGUCGCGUCAAGUACAUCACCCGAAAGCCUAUCUCAGCACCAGAAUGCUCUACAUGCGCUGUCCGACCUGCAUGCUCUAUUCUCCGCCUCUGUGACAACACCGGCCCGGGCAGCCCGGACAGACCAUAUAUCUGCGAAGAUCGCUUUCUACGCUGGCCAGGUCUUGUCAACAGACACGAAUUUCUUCGAAGGACUUGCGGAGGAGGUUGAUGCUCGGGCGAAUCGGGAGAGCGCUGAGCACCAGGAGGCGCCCGCGCUCGAGUCGAGUCGACCAAUUAUCCGUAGCGAUAAGCCUAUUCAGCCUCGUGUAGUAGAGCUUGCUUGA
This is a messenger RNA of Peniophora sp. CBMAI 1063, 1269 nucleotides long. The record is from the annotation of a GenBank genome assembly. Lineage: Eukaryota; Fungi; Basidiomycota; Agaricomycetes; Russulales; Peniophoraceae.